AUGAUGGAACCUGAGGAGUACAGAGAGAGAGGAAAGGAGAUGGUGGACUACAUCUGCCAGUACCUAACCACUGUUCGGGAGCGGCGGGUGACUCCGGACGUGAGGCCUGGCUACCUGCGAGCCCAGCUGCCUGAGAGCGCGCCCGUGGAGCCCGACAGCUGGGACAGCAUCUUUGGGGACAUUGAGCGAAUCAUCAUGCCUGGGGUGGUGCACUGGCAAAGCCCCCAUAUGCAUGCCUACUACCCAGCUCUCACCUCUUGGCCAUCACUGCUGGGAGACAUGCUGGCUGAUGCCAUCAACUGCUUGGGAUUCACCUGGGCUUCUAGUCCUGCGUGCACGGAGCUGGAGAUGAACGUCAUGGACUGGCUGGCAAAAAUGCUGGGACUCCCUGAGCACUUCCUGCACCACCACCCCGGCAGCCAGGGAGGAGGCGUCUUGCAGAGCACAGUCAGCGAGUCCACCUUGAUCGCCUUGCUGGCAGCGAGGAAGAACAGAAUCCUGGAAAUGAAAGCCUCUGAGCCUGAGGUGGACGAGUCCUUCCUGAACGCCCGGCUUGUGGCCUAUGCCUCCGACCAGGCCCACUCCUCGGUGGAAAAGGCUGGUCUGAUUUCCCUGGUCAAGGUGAAAUUUCUGCCUGUGGAUGAGAACUUCUCGCUCCGAGGGGAAGCUCUUCAGAAAGCCAUCAAGGAGGACAGGGAAAGGGGCCUGGUGCCCAUCUUUGUCUGUGCAACACUGGGGACCACCGGGGUCUGUGCAUUUGACUGCCUGUCAGAGCUGGGCCCCAUCUGUGCCCGUGAGCGGCUGUGGCUCCACAUUGACGCUGCCUAUGCAGGCACUGCCUUCCUGUGCCCUGAGUUCCGGGGCUUUCUGAAGGGCAUCGAGUAUGCCGAUUCCUUCACCUUUAACCCUUCCAAGUGGAUGAUGGUGCACUUUGAUUGUACCGGCUUCUGGGUCAAGGACAAGUACAAGCUGCAGCAGACCUUCAGCGUAGACCCUGUCUACCUCAGGCACGCUGACUCGGGCGUGGCCACCGACUUCAUGCACUGGCAGAUCCCCUUGAGCCGGCGCUUUCGCUCUAUUAAACUCUGGUUCGUGAUUCGGUCCUUUGGGGUGAAGAAUCUUCAAGCGCAUGUCAGACAUGGCACAGAAAUGGCUAAGUAUUUUGAAUCUCUGGUCAGAAAUGACCCUUUCUUUGAAAUUCCUGCCAAGAGGCACCUUGGCCUGGUGGUUUUUCGUCUCAAGGGUCCUAACUGCCUCACAGAAAGCGUGUUAAAGGAAAUAGCUAAGGCCGGCCGUCUCUUCCUCAUUCCAGCCACUGUCCAGGACAAGCUGAUCAUCCGUUUCACUGUGACAUCCCAGUUCACCACCAGGGAUGACAUCCUGAGAGACUGGAACCUCAUUCAGGAUGCUGCCACCCUCAUCCUCAGUCAGCACUGUACUUCCCAACCCAGCCCUCAGGGGGCGAACCUCAUCUUCCAAACCAGGGGCCCCAGAGCCUUGGCCAAGGAGAUGUCCUUCCCCCCUGUCAACGGGGCAGGCGAUGACCCAGCCCAUUCCAGGAAGAUCGUCAAGCAGCCUCCGCGUGUGGGAGCCAGUCCUGUGAGCCGCCAUCUUGAGACCGUGCUGGACCCACUGGAUGACUGCUUCUCUGAAGAGGCUCCAGACGUCACCGAGCACAAGCUGUCCUCCUUCCUGUUCAGUUAUUUGUCUGUGCAGAACAAGAAGAAGGCAGUACGUUCCCUCAGUUGCAAUAGCGUGCCUGUGAGUGCUCAGAAGCAACUGAGCACAGAAGGCUCUGUGAAGAAUGGUGGCUCCUGCCGGGUCAGAGUCUUUUCUAGGUUCCCAGAAGAGAUGAUGCUGCUGAAGAAGAGUGCCUUCAAAAAACUAAUCAAGUUCUACAGUGUCCCCAACUUUCCUGAAUGCAGCUCUCAGUGUGGGCUACAGCUGCCCUGCUGCCCUCUGCAGGCAAUGGUUUAG
Messenger RNA from Budorcas taxicolor (takin), 1977 nucleotides. RefSeq names its product histidine decarboxylase (gene HDC). The transcript is spliced from 12 exons. Gene Ontology annotation, molecular function: histidine decarboxylase activity; pyridoxal phosphate binding. Gene Ontology annotation, biological process: L-histidine catabolic process; histamine biosynthetic process. NCBI's taxonomy places the organism in Eukaryota, Metazoa, Chordata, Mammalia, Artiodactyla, Bovidae. The coding region runs from base 1 to 1977 and encodes 658 amino acids. The record is from RefSeq and is a predicted model, not a curated record.